AGUAGUAUUGUCAAAAAUAACAAGUAGUUUUACACAAUUGAACUGAAUUAUACGAAACAUAUUUUCUAAAGAUAUAUAUUUGCUAAAAAAAAAAACAUUUACAAUGUCUGAUGAUGGGAAUUUUGAGUCCUGUGAAUUUGCAAAUACUACGGAACAUGGUAAACAGCCUGUUCUGGAGCCCGAAGAAAUGGGUAUACUUCCACCUAACCAUCCUUUGCUACGAAGAUUUCAACUGUCUUUGAAGGAACAUCUUUUGCGUACAAAAAAUAAGUUGGAAAACGAGAUUACAGAUAUAAAAUAUCAUGUCAAGACCAAAGAGGAACGUAGGGAGGAGCAGGGGCUGGCAUUGUAUGACAUGCAAAAUAAAAUUGCAUACCAGGAGCAGCAAAUCAAAGAAAUAUCUGCCCAAAUUGAUGAACAUAUCGAAAAACGCCAACUGGAAGAAGCCGCCGUAGAGAUUCUAAAGAAGGAAUAUGACGAGAAAAUUAAGUUGACAAGAACUCAAAAAUCAUUAUACCAUACUCGAAUGAUGGAACUAGAAGAUCUUCAAAGUUUGGGCAGUAAUAUUAAGAAUUGGGCAUACGAAGUGGAAGAUGAAGUUAAAAAUGCUAAGCGCAUUGUUAGCCGCGAUGCUCAAUUGCAAAAACAACUGUCAGAGGAAAAAAGAAAAUCGGACAUACUAUUUUAUAGACUCGAUAUGGAAGUAAAGAAAAAAGAAGCCGAGCUGCAAUCAAUUUCCGAAGAUGAAGUUGCAAUUAAGGAGGUGGUUAAUGUCCUUAACAUGAGCAUUGCCGAUGCUAACACUGAUUUGGAGGCUUUGCAAAAUGAGCAUAAACGCUUAAUUCAGGCAUGGAGUGAAGUUAUCAUAGCUAUUCAGCAAAGAGAUAAAAUACUGUUUCAAGUUCAGGACAACAUACGUAAGCAAAAGGAGUCAAUAAAACUGAAUUCAAACGGAAUUGACGCCGUGAAAAAGCAAAUUUCAAGAGAAAUGGAGCUUAACAAAAAGCUGGAAUCCUUCAAGCAAAGAUUGGCCGAUGAUAUGAGUAACUUAAGUCGUGAUUGCCAAAGGGAAAUGGAAGCACUACUGACCUUGCAAACAAAGCUGGACGAGUUUCCAGAGUUUCUGGCCCGUACCGAAGCCGAUUUGCAAGAAGCGACUCGUGAAGGAAAUAAAUUAUUAUCAGAAAUGCGUAGACUCGAUCUGAUUUUGGACAAAAACCAUCAAAAAAAAUUCAAAACUGAGGAGGCCAUCUUGAAGUUAGCUCAGGAUCAGCUUAUCACUGAUAAAGCUAGUGCUUACCGUCUAAAAUUAUUAAAUAAAGCUCAAGAGCAUCGUCGAAGCGUUGACAUUUCGUUGUCGAAAGUACAAAAUCAAUUAGCAUUGGCCAUGCUCGAUGUGGAGAAAUUGCGAAGCGUAUUAUUUAAUACAAAGAAACAAAAUGACAAAGUUCAAGACAAACUAACUAAAGCUGAAGAAAAGUCAAAUAGUUUGGACGAUGAACUAAAGAAGAUACAAUCUAAAAUUGAAAUCAAAAUGCAGCGGUUCGAAAAGCUUAACAGCCUAAUUGAAGAGAUCCACAGCGCUCAUGGUGACGAAACUGGUAACCCAACUGAACUUAAGAUAAAGCAAAUAGAAAAAUCUAUUCAUGUGGGCGAAUACCAAAUAAGAGAGCAUCAACAAUUUUGGAUAAUGCUUCAAAAUCAUUUUGUAAAUUUAACCCAUAAAAGAAGCGAUCAGCUACAUGAAAUUCAGGUGACUAGAAAACAAUUAUCGAUCAUAAAGCAAAAAUCAUUGAAGGUUGACCAAGAAUUAGAAAUAUCUGAAAAUAAGACAAGAGAUCUAAGGCUAGAUAUUCAGAAGUAUACCUCAAAAUUGGAGCUAUUGAAUGAGAAAAUAUACACUAAACGAAAGAACCAUGAUAUUGAAGAAAGCGAAUAUGAGCACGAACAGUUUGAGCUAAGCCAAAAACUGAAGGAUACCGAAAUGAGUACAUUAAAGUUGGAAAAAGAUAUUAAUGAAUUGUUAAAUGAAAUUGAACUAAGCAAGGACCUUGUACUCGAUAGACAUAGAGAAGCUCUUUCCUGGGAAACAAAGCAUAAAUUGAUUGAGGAAACUAUUGAUUGGACUAAAACUGAGCGUUCAUUAAACGGUGAAAUAGGGGCAAUGAAAAUUGAAAUUCAUAGAAUGACCAUUCGCUUAAAUCAACUAAAACGCGCACAGGAAAAAUUGGUGCAAGAUUUAGAGCAUUGUGUGAUGCAUCGUGAACAAAUUUUCGUAAAUGCAUCGGUGAAAGAACACGUUGAUGCAAAAAAGAAGAAAUAUAAAAACGCAUCCCAAGCCCAAAUAAAGCUUGAUGAAGUGCGCAACAAAUCAAAAGCCAUUCAAAAUGAAAUAAUAUUUCUUUCCGAAAAGCGCAUUACUGAUAACAUUAAUAAUAUUGAACGAAUGGUAUACAUUCUACGAAAAAAUCAAAACGAUCUUAAAGAAGUUUCAAGUAAAGAUGCAUCUAUUCGAGCUCAGAUAGAAGAUGCACUUCUCUUAAAACAUUUUAAUUUAGAGCAAAUAAUUCGCAAACAAAAUCGUGCUAAGGCAUUCCGUAAAUUAAAUCAAACAAAAGGACAACAUAAAAUUGUUAGAUCAGAGAGCUCAAUUGAACAGCAAUUACAGGCUCAAAUCGAAAUGAAUGAUACUCUAAUGGAAAUUGUUCAAACAUUAACUAAUGAUUAUCCCGAGAAAAAAUCUUUUUUUUCAAAACUGUUUAACUUCUUAAAAGAAUGAAAAUUCUUAAAAUAAAUUAUAGUAAUGUAAGAUGUUAUACCAUAAA
This is a messenger RNA of Drosophila mojavensis, 2825 nucleotides long. It is a transcript of the gene l(2)41Ab, whose product is annotated as coiled-coil domain-containing protein 40. The transcript has 6 exons. Gene Ontology annotation, biological process: axoneme assembly. The coding region runs from base 104 to 2779 and encodes 891 amino acids. Gene Ontology annotation, cellular component: cytoplasm. NCBI's taxonomy places the organism in Eukaryota, Metazoa, Arthropoda, Insecta, Diptera, Drosophilidae. The record is from RefSeq and is a predicted model, not a curated record.